AUGACAUAUACACAAAGUGGGCAUCACAAGACACCUCAUGAGAUGAGGUUGUCUUCCAAUUCGCCCAAGUCGGAGCCUUUGUCGCUGUCUCCGGGCCAGGAGGGCCAGCCGCCAAAGAAAUUGCUAUCUACUUCGUCUCCGGAGGGAAUACAGAUUGCAGCGAAAAUAACUCCCACAAGACUAGCAAAUUUAUUGAUAAAAAAGGGACCGUUGCCAAUUCGGCGUAUAACGAGUCAGUUAGCACUUGAAGUGCCGAGUUUUGAACUACUUUCCUUGUCUAAACAGAGGAGAUUGAUAAUGGCGGCUAUGGAACAAACGGAUACCGCCAAUAACGUCGUAUUUGAGAAAAUAGGCUGGGGGCAAUGGGCUGUUAGAAAGGUGAAUAGUGACUAUAUAGUUACCGAAGGCACAGAAAAUAGUGAGGAGUCAGUUAAAAAGCAGAUUAACGUGAAUGACUUGCGAAACCAGGCGAAUUUGAAGUUGGGGUGGUCUAAGAAGCAAUCGGCGGGACAUGAGCUGCACAGAAGAGAAUCUAUUACCAAUAACAAGUCAAAUCUACACAAUUUGAAGUUACCAGGAGAAGGUUUGGAAGAUAAUGCGAUUGAAAGCGAUUCCGACGGUGAAUAUGGCUCAGCUGUAAACAUAGAUGAGGAUAGUGAAGAUGAUAAACCAGAAGAAGAAGAUGAUGAUGACGAUGACGAUGAUGAUGAUGAUGAUGAUGAUGACGAAGCUGGAGAAGAGCUCUUUACGUUUGAUCAAGACGAUUCGGAAAAUAAAAUGAAAUCUUCGCCCCCCAUAAAAUUUGCUGAUAGGGUUCCACUAAAAGUGAGUCCGCCGCCAUCUUCUACCAAUGGCAGAAGAAAGUCGUCUUCGUCCAAUCCGUCAAAUUCCAUCACCAAAAUUCCAAACAAUCAUAGGCAUCAAAUAUUCAACAGAUCUAGGUUGAAUUCCUUGGACAAUUUGGAUAAUUAUAUUCUAUCAUCUGCUAGAAACUCAAGUGUAUCCAUCAACUCUCCUCCUCCUCCAGUUGCUGCAGCAUCAGUGCUAAGUGGUUCGCCCGUCAAUUCAUGGAGCUCAAACCCUUAUAUGCCAUCGAUCAACGCAAGCCCAGACAGUUUAGCUGCAAUUAGCUCUGCUAAUAGGCGAAAUUCUUCGUUCAAUGAAUCGCACUUACGAUCGACAUUGUCUUCAUCUUUACCUAAGGCACAGCUGAAUCCAAAGUUCGAUGGUUUUAGAUCGUCCUCGAACGUGCCCCAGAAAGAUCAAAGCGACACAGACGAGGAGGACUGGGCAUCUAUAGGAGCUGAAACCUUGCGCCAGAAAGCACGAAAUGGUAAGUUAAACAAUGGUAGUAACGAUGACGAAACAACAGCUGCAAACGCAUUAGUAGAUCUAAUGUCUGUGUGA
Priceomyces carsonii is the source of this 1407-nucleotide messenger RNA. RefSeq names its product Stb3p (gene STB3). The coding region runs from base 1 to 1407 and encodes 468 amino acids. Gene Ontology annotation, cellular component: nucleus. The transcript has a single exon. Gene Ontology annotation, molecular function: sequence-specific DNA binding. NCBI's taxonomy places the organism in Eukaryota, Fungi, Ascomycota, Pichiomycetes, Serinales, Debaryomycetaceae. The record is from RefSeq and is a predicted model, not a curated record. Gene Ontology annotation, biological process: positive regulation of transcription from RNA polymerase II promoter by glucose.